GCCGGGGAGGGGCUCCUUAAAGAAACGCCGCUGUCGCUCGCCUGCUCGCUCCUCGCUCGGCAUUGUGGCCAGCCCGCCGGGCGCUCGGGGGGGACGCGCGGCCGCCGCUCGAGCUCUGCCCCCGCCCCGCCCGCCGGCAGAGCUGGGGUGGGGACCCAGGCGGGGGCUCCCGCAGCCGCCGCCCGGCGCGGACCGCACCGAGCGCCCCAGUCCUCCCGGCGCCGAGGAAGGAGCCACGGAGCCCUCCGCAGCCGGCCGGCCUCCCCGCCCCUGACCACUCGCCUCCCGGCUGCCUUUGUGGCCGCAGCGUCUCGCCGCCGAGCCGAGGGCCGGCGGGGGCGCGGCGCGCACGGCCGAGCGAUGCCCAGCUCCCUGUUCGCGGACCUGGAGCGCAGCGGCGGCGGCGGCGGAGGGGGCGGCGGCGGCGGCGGCGGCGGCGGCGGCGAGACCCUGGAUGACCAGAGAGCCCUGCAGCUCGCGCUCGACCAGCUCUCGCUGCUGGGGCUGGACAGUGACGAGGGCGCCUCUCUGUACGACAGCGAGCCGCGCAAGAAGAGCGUGAACAUGACCGAGUGCGUGCCGGUGCCCAGUUCCGAGCACGUCGCCGAGAUCGUGGGGCGGCAAGGUUGUAAAAUCAAAGCGCUGCGGGCCAAGACCAAUACUUACAUCAAGACCCCGGUCCGCGGGGAGGAGCCUGUCUUUGUUGUGACGGGCAGGAAGGAGGAUGUGGCCAUGGCUCGGAGGGAGAUCAUCUCGGCCGCCGAGCACUUCUCCAUGAUCCGCGCCUCGCGGAAUAAGAACACGGCGCUCAACGGCGCAGUGCCCGGGCCGCCCAACCUGCCCGGACAGACCACCAUCCAGGUGCGCGUGCCCUACCGCGUGGUGGGGCUCGUGGUGGGGCCCAAGGGCGCCACGAUCAAGCGCAUCCAGCAGCAGACGCACACGUACAUCGUGACGCCCAGCCGAGACAAGGAGCCGGUGUUCGAGGUGACCGGCAUGCCCGAGAACGUGGACCGCGCGCGCGAGGAGAUCGAGGCGCACAUCGCCCUGCGCACGGGCGGGAUCAUCGAGCUCACGGACGAGAACGACUUCCACGCCAACGGCACGGACGUGGGCUUCGACCUGCAUCACGGGUCCGGCGGGUCCGGCCCCGGCAGCCUGUGGAGCAAGCCCACCCCCAGCAUCACGCCCACCCCCGGCCGCAAGGCCUUCUCCAGCUACCGCAACGACAGCUCCAGCUCGCUCGGCAGCGCCUCCACAGACUCUUACUUCGGCGGGGGGACCGGCGGCAGCGCCGCCGCCACCCCGCGCCUAGCGGACUACAGCCCCCCCAGCCCCGCGCUCAGCUUCGCCCACAACGGGAACAACAACAACAACGGCAACGGGUACGCCUACGCGGCGGGGGAGGCGCCCGCGCCCUCCCCCGACGGCUGCCCCGAGCUGCAGCCCGGCUUCGACCCGGCCCCCGCGCCCCCGCCGGGGGCGCCCCUGCUCUGGGCGCAGUUCGAGCGCUCCCCGGGGGGCGGCCCCGCGGCCCCCGCGGCCUCCUCCUGCUCUUCCUCCGCGUCGUCUUCCGCCUCGUCGUCCUCGGUGGUCUUCCCGGGCGGCGGCGCCGGCGCGCCCCCCGCCGCCGCCCCGGGGCUGCUGGCGCACCGCCGGCUGCACCCCGGCGCCGGCGGCCCGCGCCUGUCCCCGCCCCUGCACGCGGCGCCGGGGCCGGGCGAGCACCCCCUGGCGCGCCGCGUGCGCAGCGACCCGGGCGGGGGGGGCCUGGCCUACGCCGCCUUCGCCAACGGGCUGGGGGCGCCGCUGCCCGGCCUGCCGCCGUCCGACACCUCCGGCUCGUCGUCGUCGUCCAGCUCCUCCUCCAGCUCGUCGUCGUCGUCGUCGGGGCUGCGGCGCAAGGGCAGCCGCGACUGCUCCGUGUGCUUCGAGAGCGAGGUGAUCGCCGCGCUCGUGCCCUGCGGCCACAACCUCUUCUGCAUGGAGUGCGCCAACCGCAUCUGCGAGAAGAGCGAGCCCGAGUGCCCGGUGUGCCACGCCGCGGUCACGCAGGCCAUCCGCAUCUUCUCCUGAGGGCGGCGCGCACCCGCGGGGAGGGCCCCCCCCCCCGGCCCCUCCCCGCCCUCGCUCCGGGACCCGGGGGAGCUUGGAAAGCUGUAGUAUCCGCUCAUUUGUAAAACGUAAUUUUUAAACAAAGGGACUUGCCAGGACGUCUGCGUCGAGAGAGUAGCCUGGGAAGCCUGUGAACCACCUGAAAUGCAUGCUCUAUAAAUAAUAGGAACGGCGACAUCCUAGUCAUGAUAGUUUUUACACUGUACUUAAUAGGAAGCUUCCAGAAGAAGAAAA
Hyaena hyaena (striped hyena) is the source of this 2349-nucleotide messenger RNA. RefSeq names its product mex-3 RNA binding family member B (gene MEX3B). Gene Ontology annotation, molecular function: RNA binding. The coding region runs from base 361 to 2076 and encodes 571 amino acids. The record is from RefSeq and is a predicted model, not a curated record. NCBI's taxonomy places the organism in Eukaryota, Metazoa, Chordata, Mammalia, Carnivora, Hyaenidae. The transcript is spliced from 2 exons.